AAUCACAAGUCCACUCUAAAACCCAAAACCCCGCGCUCUACUUCCCUCUAAAACCCUAACCUCCCUUCUCUCACUGACCCGAAACAUUUCGCUCCACACCUCACAGCAACAUGUCCGAAACGUUGCCGGAACUCGCCAUCCUCCGCUUGUACGAGCUCCGUCUCCUCCGCUGCACCCUCCCAUCUCCGCCGUCCGAUUUCUCACACCGUUCUCAACGGUGCGAUGAAACACUUCCCGCUCACCCCCUCCACCCUCUAAUCAACGACCUCCUAACUUCCAUCGAGUCCGGGCAAUACCUCCAAGCCCUCACCUCCCCCGACCUAGAACGCGUCGUUUUCAAAUUCGCCGAGUCUGACUCGAUACAAUCGCUCGGAGACUCAGCGGAGUCCGCCGACCGAGUGUACUCCGAGUUGCUCGACCGAAUGGAAUCGUUUGUAUCCAAGGAAUGUGAAGAGGAAGAAAACGAUGGCGGCAAGGACAAGGCCUAUAGAGUCAUAGUCGUUCUGUGCAUUGCUGUGGCUGCCUUUUUCGCUUUCACUCAAUGCAACGUCACUGGACCGUUGGAGGGGUUGCCGAAAUGUCCUCUGCCUCUGGCGGUGCCCAAAUGCGAUGAGUGGGACAAUUGGGCGCGCAAUCAGCUUAUGGUUGCUGGGUCUGACUUGCUUGGAAAGUUAAUCAAUAUUCAGUAUAUAGUGUAUGCGAAGAUGUUGGCCAUGAAGGUGAAAGAUUUGCUAUUUGAAGCGAGUGUGCCUUCUACGUAUGGAAUUAGGAGCAUUUCAUGGUGGCUCAUUAGGAUCACCCUUCUCCAUCAAAGAAUUCUUGAUGACCGUUCUUCUUCGCUGUUCAAUCUUUUGCAAGUCUUUACAAGUGAAACUUUGAUACAUUUUGGUACACUGGAGAAAGUAACAAGCUACUGGGGUAACAAUUUACAAAACGGCGAGGGAUCGUCACUUGUCUCAUCGAUUCAUCUGGAAGCUGGAAUGAUGGAAUACACCUAUGCACGAGUUGAUUCAUGCAGGGUACAUUUUGAAUCAGCUGAAGCAGCAGCUGGUCUUCAGCUUUCUCUUACAGGUGUUCUUGGCUUCCGUACUGUACAUCAGGUAGAACCAAAGGCACAAAUGAUACUUUUAGCAAACCCAACUUCAUCGAGCAGUGGCGGUAGCUGCCCCUCAGAAAUCCCUGGCUCUGAGACAUGCGAUUCUAGUAUUGGCAGAAAGAAUAUACAUCCAUCUGAAAACCAUGAGGCCUCUGACAUAUUGAUGACCCCAAAAUUGUUAGCGAAUGAUGACAAUUCUGGAACUAAACCAGAAGGCAUUCAAGUUGAUGGUACUGCUGCUGCUGCUUUGAGUGCAAUCCAUCAAGUAGUGAUCCUGGCUAAAUGCCUUCUAAUUGAAAAGAGCACACGGCAUGAUGACAUGCAAAGAUGGGAAAUGGCUCCUUACAUAGAGGCAAUUGAUUCUCAGCAGUCAUCAUACUUUAUUAUACGAUGCUUCUGUCACAUCCUACGGAUUCGGUGGGAGUCGGCACGUAGUCGCACAAAGGAACGUGCAUUACUGAUGAUGGAAAAAUUGGUUCAGGGUAUCUCUGACCCUUCUCCAGGGGUGGCGGAAAGGAUUCUUUUCUGCUAUGACGUUUAUAUCCCCACAAUUCCUGCCUUGCGGAAGGAAUAUGGUGAACUUUUAGUCAGCUGUGGUCUGAUAGGGGAGGCGGUUAAAACUUUUGAGGAUCUAGAGUUAUGGGAUAAUCUUAUAUUCUGCUACCGCCUAUUGGAGAAGAAAGCAGCAGCUGUUGAACUAAUCAGGAAACGACUUUCUGAAACACCCAAUGACCCCAGGUUAUGGUGCUCAUUGGGUGAUGUUACUAAUGAUGAUGCCUGCUUUGAAAAAGCCUUGGAAGUUUCAAAUGAUAGAUCUGCUCGAGCAAAGCGGUCUCUUGCUCGUAGUGCAUACAAUAGAGGGGAUUACGAAAUCUCAAAAACCUUAUGGGAGUCUGCAAUGUCCUUGAAUUCUUUGUAUCCUGAUGGCUGGUUUGCACUUGGGUCUGCUGCAUUAAAGGCUAGGGAUACUGAAAAGGCAUUGGAUGCCUUUACUCGGGCUGUUCAACUUGAUCCUGAAAACGGGGAGGCAUGGAAUAAUAUUGCUUGCUUGCAUAUGAUAAAAAAGAGGAAUAAAGAAUCCUUUGUUGCCUUUAGAGAAGCCCUGAAGUUCAAGCGAAACAGCUGGCAACUUUGGGAGAACUACAGUCAUGUUGCCUUAGACGUUGGCAAUAUUGGUCAGGCUCUAGAGGCUGUGCAGAUGGUCUUGGAUAUGACUAAUAAUAAAAGAGUUGAUGCUGAAUUUAUGGAAAGAGUUGUGGCUGAGGUGGAAAGAAUGUCUUCAAAUACAACUCCGGCAAUGAUGGAUGAAAAUAUAUCUCCCAAUCAAGAGUGUUCUCUAAAUUCUCAAAUAAAUAUUUGGAAUGGUUUAUCAAAUGCAGAAUCUGAGGUUGCAAAAUCUCGGGAAAUUAAACACUUAGUAGAUUUCCUCGGAAAAGUUUUACAGAAGGUAGUUAAAAGUGGAAAUGGAGCAGAUAUUUGGGGAUUGUAUGCACGGUGGCACAAAAUGAAAGGAGACCUGACAAUGUGCUCGGAAGCUUUAUUAAAGCAAGUUAGAUCAUACCAGGGAUCUGAUUUGUGGAAAGAUAAAGAUCGAUUUAAAAAGUUUGCUCAAUCAUCCUUGGAGCUCUGCAAGGUGUAUGCGGAAAUUUCUGUGUCUACUGGUAGCCGUCGUGAACUUCUUGCAGCUGAGAUGCACCUAAAGAACAUAAUUAGACAGGCGGGGAGUUUUGUGGAGAUGGAAGAAUAUCGGGAUCUUGAAGCUUGCCUAGGCGAAGUGAAGUCAAAACUUGAAUCCAAUUCCCCAAGUGCUUAGAACAUUAAUUGGUAUUGCCUAAUUGGAAUUGUGCGAACUUUUUAAGACAAGGAACACCAAAGACAACGAUAUUCGAUGGAAUUGGAAUGUGGUGGCUAUCUUUGAUGGUUCAUCAUGUGUUCGUUCGUAUGGAAAAUAUAUUAGUUUGUUUGUGUAGAAAUACUCUUUUCUUUCUUUUUAAUUUAUCAUCCAAUCGUUUUGCACCCAUUUUUUGUGCAACUCAUUUUGCUUCAGUAGAUCCUUGUAGAAUUAAUCGACAUUACCGUAUGGAUUCUUAGCCAUAUGUAAAGAAGUUCAUUUUUCGUUGUUUC
Messenger RNA from Pyrus x bretschneideri (Chinese white pear), 3220 nucleotides. RefSeq names its product tetratricopeptide repeat protein 27 homolog. Gene Ontology annotation, molecular function: protein binding. Lineage: Eukaryota; Viridiplantae; Streptophyta; Magnoliopsida; Rosales; Rosaceae. The transcript has 21 exons. The coding region runs from base 111 to 2909 and encodes 932 amino acids. The record is from RefSeq and is a predicted model, not a curated record.